Molecule: messenger RNA, 7369 nt
Organism: Coregonus sp. 'balchen'
Lineage: Eukaryota; Metazoa; Chordata; Actinopteri; Salmoniformes; Salmonidae
Source: the annotation of a GenBank genome assembly
AAAGCAAUAGAUCUUGCAAGCAAGGCUGCAGAGGAGGACAAAGCAAAAAACUAUGAGGAAGCUCUCCGGUUGUACCAGCAUUCUAUUCAGUACUUCCUUCAUGUUGUGAAGUGUGAGUUGUCAUAUAUCUCAGUUCCACUUGCUGUUUACUACUGUUUCCAAGUCAUCAUUUGAAAAAUAUACUGCAAACACAGAACAUCCGCAUACAUUGUUUUUUUAUUCACUUUCAUUUGCUAAUAUACACUCACAAGGUGUCGAAACGUUCCACAAUUAUGUUGGUCCAUGCUGACGCGACGGCAUCACGCAGUUGUUGCAGAUUGGACUUCGCGUCAGCAUAGACCAACAUCCCUGUGGAACGUUUCCGACACCUUGUAGAAUGCCCUGGAGAAUUCAGGCUGUUCUGGAGGCAAAGGGGGAUCCGACCCGGUACUAGAUGGGUACAUUCAUGCUGCGAACAGCCCAAAAUAUGCUCUAUUGGGUUGAGGUCUGGGGACUGCGCUGGCCACUCAAGUAAACUGAACGCGCUGUCAUUUUCCAGGCGAUGUUUUUCCACUCCUCAAUUGUCCAGUGUUGGUGAUCAGGUGCACACUGGAGCCGCUUCUUCUUGUUUUUAGCUGAUAGGAGUGGAACCCGGUGUGGUUGCUGUGCUGCAAUAGCCCAUCCGUGACAAGGAUCAACGAGUUGUGAAUUCCGAGAUGCUGUUCUGCACACCACUGUUGUACUGCGCCGUUAUUUGUCUGUUUGUGGCCCUCAUGUUAGCUUGCACAAUUCUUGCCAUUCUCCUUCGACCUCUCUCAUCAACAAGCUGUUUUCACCCACAGGACUGCCGCUGACUGGAUGUUUUUUGUUUGUCGCACCAAUCUCGGUAAACCCAAGGCACUGUCGUGCAUGAAAAGCCCAGGAGGGCGGUCGUUUCUGAAAUACUGGAUCCGGCGCGCCUAACACCGAUGAUCAUACCACGCUCAAAGUUGCUUAGGUCACUAGUUUUGCCCAUUCUAACGUUCAAUCGAACAGUAACCGAAUGCCUCAAUGCCUGCCUGCCUGCUUUAUAUAGAAAGCCACGGCCACUUGAAUCGCUGUCUGUAGGAGCUAUCCAUUUUCGUGAACGGAGUGGUGUACCUAAUAAACUGUCCGGUGAGUGUAUGUGUGACUGAAAUGAACUGUGCACCUUUGACCUUAAAGUUUGGAAUGGACUUGGAAUGUCCACAGUAGGAGCUCUGGAUAAACAUAAAUCAUUUCUUCAAGAAACUGCUUUAAAAGUUUGGUUUCACUUUCACGUUGAAUGACUGAAGUGUGAGGUGACUUAGGGCAUAAUGUGACAACCUGUGGUCCAUUUCCUUUUCCUAUAGAUGAGGCCCAGGGAGACAAGGCCAAGCAGAGCAUCAGGGCAAAGUGUGCAGAGUACCUGGACCGAGCAGAGAAGCUGAAGGAAUACCUUAAGAAGAAGGAGAAGGCUCCUCCAGCCAAGCCUGUCAAAGAGUCUGGGUCUGAUGACAAAGGGUGAGUCAGCUGCAUAGGGCUGUGGCGGUCAUGAAACUUUGUCAGCUGGUUAUCGUCAUGCAAAAGACUGUCGGUCUCACGGUAAUUGACCGCUAAUUAACAUAAACACCAUUAGCAUCUCCAGGCCCACUGAUGAGCGCCUUUGGAACGUCUACUUUAAAAAAGGUCUAAUAAAUCAAUGUAAUAUGCAUCAUCACAGUAAAUCCAUUAUUUAUUUUAGUCAGGUCUAAAGAAACAUGAUGAUAUGAAGAAAAUGUAUUUCAGAAGAACAGAAUAUGAGUUAGCCUACUGUAGGCCUAUGUUAUCUGGCUAUGCUCCAUGCCAUAGGCUGUAGGCUUGUUCAUUUAGCUGACAUGAAAUGCUUAUAAGUCCCGUGCCAUUAUUUUAUGAAUAUAAUUUAACUUAGCUGAGUAAAAUAGAAAGGAUAUUUUUAUCAUUGCGGAGCGAGUGUGCAUAUGAAGUGGCUAUGUUCAGUGUAAAAGUGAUAAUUUGAAACAGGUCCUAUAUGCUAGAUUUAGAGUUAUUUGACAACUUUAGUUGUGAGUGAUACAAACCUUAGAAUGUGUUAGAAAUCAAAACAUACAGUGCAUUCGGAAAGUAUUCAGACCCCUUGACUUUUUCCACAUUUUGUUACAUUACAGCCUUAUUCUAAAAUGGAUUACAUUGUUUGUUUUCUUCAUCAAUCUACACACAAUACCCCAUAAUGACAAAGCAAAAAUGUAUUUUUAAAAAACCUCGGAAAUAUCAAAUUUACAUAAGUAUUCAGACCCUUUACUCAGUACUUUGUUGAAGCACCUUUGGCAGCGAUUACAGCCUCGAGUCUUCUUGGGUAUGACACUACAAGCUUGGCACACCUGUAUUUGGGGAGUUUCUCCCAUUCUUCUCUGUAGAUCCUCUCAAGCUCUGUCAGGUUGGAUAGGGAGCGACGCUGCAAAGCUAUUUUCAGGUCUCUCUAGAGAUGUUCGAUCGGGUUCAAGUCCGGGCUCUGGCUGGGCCACUCAAAGACAUUCAGAGACUUGUCCCGAAGCCACUCCUGUGUUGUCUUGGCUGUGUGCUUAGGUUCGUUGUCCUGUUGGAAGGUGAACCUUCACCCCAGUCUGAGGUCCUGAGCGCUCUGGAGCAUGUUUUCAUCAAGGAUCUCUCUGUACUUUGCUUCGUUCAUCUUUCACUCAAUCCUGACUAGUCUCCCAGUCCCUGCCGCUGAAAAACAUCCCCACAGCAUGAUGCUGCCACCACCAUGCUUCACCGUAGGGAUGGUGCCAGGUUUCCUCCAGACGUGACGCUUGGCAUUCAGGCCAAAGAGUUCAAUAUUGGUUUCAUCAGACCAUAGAAUCUUGUUUCCCAUGGUCUGAGAGUCCUAUAGGUGUCUUUUGGCAAUCUCCAAGCGGGUUGUCAUGUGCCUUUUACUGAGGAGUGGCUUCCGUCUGGCCACUCUACCAUAAAGGCCUGAUUGGUGGAGCACUGCAGAGAUGGUUGUCAUUCUGGAAGGUUCUCCCAUCUCCACAGAGGAACUCUGGAGCUCUGUCAGUGACCAUCGGGUUCUUGGUCACCUCCCUGACAAAGGCCCUUCUCCCCCGAUUGCUCAUUUUGGCCGGGUGGCCAGAUCUAGGAAGAGUCUUGGUGGUUCCAAAUGUCUUCCAUUUAAGAAAGAUGGAGGCCACUGUGUUCUUGGGGACCUUCAAUGCUGCAGAAAUGUUUUGGUACCCUUCCCCAGAUCUGUGCCUCAACACAAUCCUGUCUCGGAGCUCUACAGACAAUUCCUUCGACCUCAUGGCUUGGUUUUUGCUCUGACAUGCACUGUCAACUGUGGGACCUUAUAUAGACAGGUGUGUGCCUUUCCAAAUCAUGUCAAAUCAAUUGAAUUGAACACAGGUGGAAUCCAAUCAAGUUGUAGAAACAUCUCAAGGAUGAUCAAUGGAAACAGGAUGCACCUGAGCUCAAUGUCUUGUCUCAUAUCAAAGGGUCUGAAUACCUAUGUAAAUACGUUUUUUCUGUUUUUUAUUUGUAAUACAUUUGCAAAUAUUUCUAAAAACCUGUUUUCGCUUUGUCAUUAUGGGGUAUUGUGUGUAGAUUGAUGAGGAAAACAUUUAAUUAAAUCCAUUUUAGAAGAAGGCUGUAACGUAACAAUGUGGAAAAAGUCAAGGGGUCUGAAUACUUUCCGAAUGCACUGUAUAUGGGCUGCAUGGUGCGACCAUCUAUUUAUGAUAUGAGAAAGUAAAAAAAAAGGCUUGUGCUCUGUUCCUUGCCUCAGGCUGCACAGCUGUUCUCUCAUGAAAUGAUCAUAUUUUGACCCAUCAGACUAUUCUCAAUGUAAUCUUGUCUUUACUAAUAUGUCAAAUUAGUUUUGAUUUAGAAUGGGCAGGAACAAUGGCAGGUGAAAAAAGACGUCACUUGGUAGUGAGUGUUGCAACCGAGGACAGACAAGUUUUACGCGUUACGCGCUUCUUAUUUUAUUUGCCACAUGCGCCGAAUACAACAGGUGUAGUAGACCUUACCGUGAAAAUGCUUACUUACAGCCCUUAACCAACAAUGCAUUUAUUUCUUAAUAAAAAGUAAAAUAAAACAACAACAACAAAAAAGUGUUGAGAAUAAAAGAGCAGAAGUAAAAUAAAAUAACAGUAGGGAGGCUAUAUACAGGGGGGUACCGGUGCAGAGUCAAUGUGCGGGGGCACCGGCUAGUUGAGGUAAUAUGCACAUAUGGGUAGAGUUAAAGUGACUAUGCAUAAUACCGAGUAUCACUCGGCGGUCCUGUUCUGUGAGCUUGUGUGGCCUACCACUUCACGGCUGAGGCGUUGUUGCUCCUAGACGUUUCCACUUCACAAUAACAGCACUUACAGUUGACUGGGGCAGCUCUAGCAGGGCAGGAAUUUGACGAACUGACUUGUUGGAAAGAUGGCAUCCUAUGACGGUGCCACUUUGAAAGUCACUGAGCUCUUCAGUAAGGCCAUUCUACUGCCAAUGUUUGUCUUUGGAGAUUGCAUGGCUGUGUGCUCGAUUUUAUACACCUGUCAGCAACGGCUAUGGCUGAAAUAGCCGAAUCCACUAAUUUGAAGGGGUGUCCACAUACUUUUGUGUAUAUAUAGUGUAGUUAGCGAGUUGGGUACUACCAAAGCAUGACCAGAAUCAUAAAAGGAGAUUACAGUAACUCAACGGUCACGUGGAAUUUUACUGUGGUCAUGACUCAUGACUGCCAGUGUGGCGGUAAUACGGCCCUAAAGGAGCCCUAAAGGAGCGUAAUGAAUCCUGAGAUGUGUUAUAAUCCUCACCAAUCCUUCAUUCGGUUCUGAUUCUUGAGUCUUUUGGACUGUGUUUAUACUUUUUGUGUGGCCUAAGGUGGGCCUCCUUAUCAGUACAGUGAGGUCAAAACGACUUUGCUUUUUCUCUUGCAGGAAUGAGAGUGAUGAAGGUGAAGGUGACCAAGAGAAAAAGAAGUUCCAAAAUCAACUCUCUGGUGAGUUAUAGCAUCAAAUACCCUUUUCAGCAUUUUUGGUGUGGCUCAUACAAAGCUUUGAUGCAGCCUUGUGACACUGAAUCUGCAUUUGAUUUGUAUGAAAAAAAUUGAUAUAAGCCGUACUACAUUUCACCCACUUCUAUCUAUCUACUAUCUAUCUUACAGGUGCCAUCGUCAUGGAAAAGCCAAACAUCAAGUGGAAUGACGUAGCUGGGCUUGAGGGUGCAAAAGAGGCCCUUAAAGAAGCUGUCAUCUUGCCCAUCAAAUUCCCUCACCUCUUCACAGGUAAGGAUUAUAGAAUUCAAGCAACACAUAACAUUCUAGAUAAUAGCGCAUGUAUUGUGACUUACAGCAAUGCAUCUGAAGAGUAAAUAGUUUUAGUCUUGAAUAGUAUUAACUAUAUAAGUCACAGGAUAAGCCAUGUAAUUAAAGAAUACAUAAGUAUGUUUGUCUUUGGUGUCCAGGAAAGCGGACUCCAUGGAGAGGGAUCUUGCUCUUUGGUCCUCCUGGUACAGGAAAGUCUUACCUGGCCAAGGCUGUGGCCACAGAAGCCAACAACUCCACCUUCUUCUCUAUCUCCUCCUCUGACCUGGUGUCCAAGUGGCUGGGGGAAAGUGAAAAGUGAGUGAUGGUGCAAAGAGGGUGGGCUAUGCAAUCAAAUCAAAAUAAUAUUUGAAAGGAUAUUGCUCAUACGUACCCUUCUCUAUCCUCCUCUGUAUUCUUCCCCCACAUCAUCCAUUGGUCUCAUAUUCACUCUCCACCACUCUUUCUGUCUUCAGGUUGGUGAAGAAUCUGUUCAGCCUGGCCAGGGAGAACAAGCCCUCCAUCAUCUUCAUCGAUGAGAUAGACUCUCUGUGUGGCUCCAGGAGUGAGAACGAGAGUGAAGCAGCCCGCCGCAUCAAGACUGAGUUCCUGGUCCAGAUGCAGGGUGAGCGAGCGAGCAUGCCACUGGGCUGACAGACUGUACAGUUUACGCAAAGCCUGGCCUCAGAUCCUGUUUACCUCGUACCUUGAGUAUUGACACAACUGCUUUGUCCACUGUGUCGUUUAGCACUGAACCUUUUUGUUUGUACGGUAUCACCAAACAAACUAAACUACAAUUUUUGGGCCUAGAUUUUGGCUUUCCAGUUGACUGGAUCAGCUGUCUAUUUAAAGUGUUUUUUCUCUCUUCUCCCAGGUGUUGGAAAUGACAAUGAUGGAGUCCUGGUUCUAGGAGCCACAAACAUCCCCUGGACAUUGGACUCUGCUAUUAGGAGAAGGUCAGUGUAUAUUUAUAUUCUGAUGGUCUCAAGUCCUUUAUCUUAUUGUAAAGAUGUAUUAUUCACCAUUUUUUGACCCAUUGACUCUUAUUAGACAAAUUGUUAAAGAUUAGAAAUAAAGAAUGAGAUUCCCUCCUGUCCCUUGCUGCAUCACCAUAUGUCAUUCCCAUGUUUCUGUGCCUCAGGUUUGAGAAGCGGAUCUACAUCCCUCUGCCUGAGGAGCAUGCCCGCUCCUUCAUGUUCAAGCUGCAUCUAGGCUCCACCCCCAGUGAGCUAAUUGAAUCAGACUAUGUGAUCCUGGGUAAGAAGACAAAUGGCUACUCUGGAGCUGACAUCAGCGUCAUCGUAAGGGACGCCCUCAUGCAGCCAGUCAGGAAAGUGCAGUCGGCCACUCACUUCAAGCGGGUACGUGACAUUCAACAGAGACAGGGCUCACCUAGGUGCAGCGAAUCUUAAUUGAUUUCCUUUUCAUCAUCUGAUAGUUGUGAAGGAAGCAUUGAGUCCUCUGAAUGCUCUGUCAAUGAAACAUCAGUAAUCACAUCAAUUUCUGUCCAUGUCUUCUCCUGCAAACACCCAGGUCCAAGGAUCGUCAUGGAACCAUCCCAACCUCGUGGUAGACGACCUCCUGACCCCAUGCUCACCAGGAGAUCCAGACGCCAUAGAGAUGACCUGGAUGGAUGUUAAUGGAGAGAAACUCAUGGAGCCUAUUGUUUGCAUGGUGAGAAGAAUCCCAAAAACAUUUUGGUUUUGAACAUGAGGAAACAAGUAUGUGAUGCUAACUGAUAGGGCCGGGACGAUACCUGUAUCGUGAAGUGGAUUUCACUUUUGGGGGGGAAACAGCCCUAAUGUUGGGAACAAACAUCAUUAUGUUGUCAUCCAGAGUCACAUUUAGUUAUUUUCCAAGCUAUAUCACACUAUAUUUUACAUACAGCAGGUUUUUAAAGUCCAAACAAAGAUUGCUUGGUCUGCUUCGCGUUUGCAUUUCUGCCAUGGAAAAGUGUGAGAUACUGGUAUCAUCCCGGCCUACUAAUUGACCCUUGUGAUGUGCUGUUUACAGGCUGAUAUGCUGAGGUCACUGCACAACACCAAGCCAACCGUGAACGAGCAGGACUUGGACAAGCUCAAGAAGUUCACAGAGGACUUUGGUCAGGAAGGCUAA